Bursaphelenchus xylophilus (pine wood nematode) is the source of this 1585-nucleotide messenger RNA. The record is from the annotation of a GenBank genome assembly. NCBI's taxonomy places the organism in Eukaryota, Metazoa, Nematoda, Chromadorea, Rhabditida, Aphelenchoididae.
AUGGCGGGCAAAAUGCGAUCUUCUGUUGUGUCGGUGGACCUGUCCGUCUCCUCGGACUGUUGUUCGCGUAAAAGAGACGUGGAAGGAAGGCUUAAAGCGCUUAAAGGUAAGUUUUGACGUCUCAUGUUAUCCAUGGUAAAGUAGAUCAAAAUAUCCUUUGUCUCAAAGGUUUAUAGGGCGGAAAUGGUUUUCUAGAGUAUUUUUAGGUAUUUGCUACUAUAUAGAUUAAAAGUUCACAGGAUUUAGCCGAUUUGUUUUGAUUUUUAGUAGUUGUUUUAUUUUUCAGAGAAGGUGAUCAAGAAUCCCGAGAAAGAAGACCGUUUGUUCGGCGAUCCGUACUAUGCCGACUUCAAAAUUAAAGCUGGACGCAGAGUCUUUCAUGUAAGUUGUAUUUCACUGAUUUUUAUUCCAAUUUUAGAUCGCAAAAUACCAAUUGGCGCUGAAGUCCGUGGUCUUUGAAAGGCUGCUGAAAUCGGACAUGAGAGAGUCGAAUGAAGGUGUUCUCAAGCUCGACGAUGGUGCUGAUGCGGUGGAGGCCAUGCUCAAGUUUGUCUACAUGUAUACCCCAGUGAAAGGAGGCGAGUUGGCGAGGAAAGUUAUUCAACUUGCACACCGAUACGAGUUGGAGGAACUGAAGGUGAGUGUUUUACGCAAUAUUAUUGAUUCUUAGAGAAGAUUUGGUGUGUUAUUGUCUAUAGAAAGUCAUGACGUCCCUUUUGAGCUUGUGUUUGGUGGGAAUUUUUGACAUUUCAUUUUUUAUAUUGUACAUGACUAAGUUUGGAAAAAUGAGAAAUUUAAGUUUGUUAAUUUGAGUGAAGUCGUUUAGAAGCUAGCCCACUGGACUAGAGUGUACUUGAAAAAAACUAGAUUUUUUGGUUUUUGCGCAUUUACGAUGUUAUAUUACACAUGAUAAUUUUUGAUACCAAAUUUUGUUAUAUUGGGCUUCUAGCAAGAAAGAUAUGGUGCAAUUUCCUGUAUUUGCAUUUCAACAUCAUUUCCCACCUCUUCAGGUUCGCUUUAAAUUAUUUAUGAGAAUUUUUUAUAUUACACUUGACAUUGAACUCAAAUUUUCGAAUUUCAGGACCAAUGCGAGCUGGAGAUUAUCGAAACACUAACCAUGGAGGACGCCAGAGACAGUCUUUUGCUCGCAAAUCAGUUGGAACUCCCACUUUUGUUCACCAAGUGCAACGAAUUCCUCUACUUCAACUUCGACGACUUCAAUAACAACAACGAUGUGGUUGUGGUCGACCUGGAGGCGCCGCUCAAAAUCUCGGUCGAACCGAACGAAAUCCUCCUGGUCCAGGGCCAACCCAAAUCCCAUCACAAGAUCAAGAAUCACAGCAGUGUGGAGAUUGCCUACAAAUUUUGCGUCCGCUCCCCCGGCUUCAACGGCUCCAUUUUCAAGGUGGUUGGGCCGAAAAAGGCGCACGACUUUUAUUUCACCGACUUUUUGGCCUUCAACUUUGUCCACAAGGUCGGGAUUUAUUAUGUGGAGCAUGUGAAGAACAAGUGCAUCGACUACACCAAACUGGAUGCCUUCCCAGACGCCAAAUUCAUCCCCUUGCAUCUGAAACUUGCCUAUUAA